This is a messenger RNA of Macroventuria anomochaeta, 838 nucleotides long. RefSeq names its product S-adenosyl-L-methionine-dependent methyltransferase. The record is from RefSeq and is a predicted model, not a curated record. The coding region runs from base 221 to 838 and encodes 205 amino acids. The transcript is spliced from 3 exons. Lineage: Eukaryota; Fungi; Ascomycota; Dothideomycetes; Pleosporales; Didymellaceae.
AUUUAUCUGACUGCCUUCACGAGUCUUGAGUCGCGCAGAUACUAUGGGAUUAUUGAAGCAAGUGUGAGAAGGUGCGACCGGAUCCGAGCACCGGAGCCGAGGAGACCCCAAACGUCAAAUCAUCUCACCUCAGUCCGGCUCCGACAGCUUCACCUUUGCUCACGUCGAACACCGUGUCAGAUUCCUGAGCUUAGGGGGCAUCUGCUCGCACAGCUAGAGUAUGUCCGAGUAUUAUGGCGGUCUCGUAACUGCGCAAUUCGCCGAGCACAAUCUGUCACUCAUUUCACCCAUUCAGGACGGCUCUAUCAUCCACGACAACGCAUGCGGCUCAGGCACCGUCAGCCGCCUAAUCCUCUCCUCCCCUCGCGCACCCAGCAACAUCAAGAUCCACGCAACAGACAUUGACCCACCCUUCCUCUCCGCGUUGCAAUACUCCGCAAAACAGCACACCUGGCCCAUCUCCGUCACCAACCAAAAAAGCGAGUCCCUCUCCUUCGCAGACAACACAUUCACGCACUCCCUCACCAACAUCGCCAUCUUCUUCACCACCAGCGCCGGCCUCGACGGCGCAAAGGAAAUCUACCGUACCCUCCAACCCGGCGGCACCGCCGUAGUGAACUGCUGGGCGCACGUAACUUGGCUCUUCCCCGUGCGCGCCGUGCACGAGACCAUUCGACCGGGCAAAGUCUUCCCAACACCCGUGGUCGCAUGGCACGAUGGUCAGCAUAUUCAAGCAGUGAUGCAGGAAGCGGGGUUCAAGGAAGAGGAUAUGAGGAUUGAGAGGAGCGAUGCGUGGGCGGUGGUGAAGCGGACCUGGGACGGUGGUGGAGGGGGAUGA